Molecule: messenger RNA, 3063 nt
Organism: Symbiodinium natans
Lineage: Eukaryota; Dinophyceae; Suessiales; Symbiodiniaceae
Source: the annotation of a GenBank genome assembly
AUGGCCGAAGAUGAUAAGACAACGUCUGCUUGGUACAAGGUGCCAACGUGGGACGGGAGCCCUGUGACUUGGAGGGCGUUCAGCAAAGAGAUGCAAUGGUGGGUUUCUUCCUUGGACUUGGAGAGCACGAAGAAGUUCAACUUAGCAGCGAGGUGGCUGUUACGGCAAUCGGGCGUUGUGCGACAGCGCGGGGAAGAGUUCACCCCUGCCGAGCUUGAGUAUCAGAAGGAGGUCCGUGCAAAGGAUCCCGAUGGCGUGGAGAUUGUCGUGACCAAGGAGGACCCCCUUGCAGGCUUGAACAAGUUGCUGAAGGCGCUCGAGGGCAUCAACGGCAAGAGUGCUUUGGAUAAGAAGGGCGAGCUGCGAAAGCUCUUCUACACAGAGCUCAGCAGGAAGCCGGGCGAGAGGCCAGCUGACUUUAUGUCGAGAUUUCGCUUCCUGGCCGCUGAGCUGAAGAGUGAAGGAAUAGCCCUCCCUAGUUCCGAGUUGGGCUGGUUUCUGAAAGAAAAGUUGGGGCUGGAUCCGUUGAGGAAGCAGUUGCUGGAGACGGCUUUGCAGGGCCGGGAAGGCUUCGAGGAUGUCGAGGCUGAAGCCCUGCGGCUUUUCAAAGACCUUCACGCCGCAGACCCCUUGAUGAGACGCGCGGGAGCCCCUGACCUCAGAGGCCGCGGCCGUAGCUUUGGCGGCUUUGGCGGCACACCGUCCUCUUCGACCACCUUCUCCGUGUACCGUGGCUCUGGAGCAUUAAGUUCUGUGCCGGGCCGUUCUUCAGGCAGCGUGACGCCAGCGCUGAAAGGCGGCGGCAAGGCAGGCUCGUUUGCGCCGAGGCGGCCGUUUCUUGGAUAUCGGUCGCGGCAAGCCUUUGCAGCCGAGCAGCUUGGCGAGACUGAGGGCGAGCCGGGCGAGGAGGCUGAGGAUGAAGAGCUUGUUCCCGAGGAGGAGGGCAACGGCGUCUCCUUGGACGAUGUGCUUGAGGCUGAGGCCGAGGCCUUGGCGACGGAGCUGGAGCAGGCUGAGGCCGAAGGACUGGAGCCGCAAGUGCUAGACGAAGUGGAAGGAACGGUCGAGUCUGCUGCCGAAGCUCUCUUGACUAUGCGCGAAGCGCGCCACAAGCUUCAGGAUCUGCGCAAGGACCGCGGGUUCGGCAAGGCUACUUCGGCACCCUCGUCACCGCAGUCCGGGAGGCCUGGCUUCAAGAAGCGUGGGGUUUGCCACGAUUGUGGCCAGCCAGGCCAUUGGGCUGGCGACCAAGGCUGCUCAAAGCCGGGCGCUGGCCUGGCUCGACCCAAGUCUUCGGCGAGGCCGGGGGCGACACCCUCGCAGAGUUCCCCGUCACAUCGUCGGGUCCAGUUGGUCGAGUCCUUUGCGGCCGAGGCGACGCAGGAGCAGCGUGAAGACCCCGCAGUCUACCAUGAGACCGCUGUCGUUUCGUCUUGGAGUUCCUUUGCAGAGGCGCUUGAAGCAAGCCAGCCGCAUGAGACGCAGAGCGCUUUGGCCGUGGACAAAAGACUUGUGGGGGCGCUUGACAGUGCGUGCAAUCGCACCGUGUGUGGCCGUCGCUGGCUGGAGGGCUACUUGCAAGCUCUUGCUAGUUCUCCCUUGUGGCAGGCCUUGCAGCCCCUUGUGAAGACGGAGGUCGAGCGGGAGAACUUUAAGUUCGGGAAUGACGGAGUGAAGGCAAGCUACUCACGACAUCGGCUUCCCAUGGUUGUUGGCAGUUCCUGCGUGUUAGUUUGGACCAGUGUUGUCGAGGUCGAGUCUUUGGGCCUCCUCCUUGGAAGGGACUUCUUGGAGGCCAUCGGAGGAGUGAUCAGCUUUACUAGAAGGGCUUUGCGAGCGGAUCAUCUUGAUGCUUCUCGAAUUCCGCUUCGGCAGCUCUCGGCAGGUCACUUCUUCCUCGACAUCUUCCCGGAGACCUGGAGCACCUCGGCGAGACCGUGGCGACGCGAAGGCCAGGACGGGAUACUGGAGGUUCAGCUUAGCUCGUUCGAGUGGAGCCUUCGCCGUGCAGCAGCAGUCAAGGGCCCCCCUGUGAAUGGUCGUGAGCAUGAACAACUAGCGGUUGAGCAAGCACGGGGCCCACAUGCUGGCCACAGUGGUUCGAGAGUUUCAAAUUCGAUGACCAAGCCGGUACUGACUGCGAUGUGUUUGCGCCUCCUCGAAAGAAACGUGUGGCACUUCGCUGGGCUACUGCUUUGGUUGCUGCAGCGGCCCUUGCUUCGGUACGUGCCCCUGCCGUACAGCAACAUCCGGUCCCCAUCGGCCUGGAAGGAGCAAGCCGAAGCCAUGGUGCGGAGUGGAGCCCUGCCACGGCGGCAUUUUCGUGCAGCUGCCCUCGAGAACAAGUUCGAGGACCUGGGGUUGCUCAAGGACGCGGGCUACUUGAGGGACAGGAUGGGCGUCAAUCUGGCGUUUGUCGAAGAUCCCAUGUUGGAUGGAAUGCUGGCAGCUCGCCACACCAAAGGAGUUCGAGCCGCGAUCCACAGCCAGCUGGUGGACAAGUUGAAAGCCGAGGCGAUCGCGAAAAAGACCAAAGCCGAGCAGCUGACCGCUGCGCGGGCCUUGCUGGGUCCCAAGGGUGGUUUGCCUACCUUGAAACAGGACCUCAUCCGUCUGGCCGCGUUGCUGCAUGUGGAGGUGAACGACAACGACACCGUCGAGAAGCUCAAAACAAAGUUGCGCCCGACUCUCGACGCGCUUCGGGGCAUUCCGCUUCCGUCGGCUCAGGUGGCUACAUCCUCGGCGACGGCGGCUUCAGCAGAACUUCCUGUACCACGCUGCGAACCCGAAGGGCAACUACAGCCGACGAUCGAGCACCGGACGGCCGGACCGAUGCAGCCGCCGACCCCUUCACAAGACGAGAUCCUCCAGCAGGUGAGUGCAAUGGUCGAGGCCCGUAUGCAAGACCGCGACAGCCGGUUCGAAGCUAUGCUGCACCAGACGAUGCAGCACAUGAUGAUGAUGUCGAGCAGCAGCGGCAGCCGGCCACUGGAUGGGGAAGGUGGCCUGUCACCGGACAGCGAUAUGGGCUUCCAGCAGAUGACGAACGAAAACGAGCUGUAA